This is a messenger RNA of Uranotaenia lowii, 1731 nucleotides long. RefSeq lists its product as uncharacterized. NCBI's taxonomy places the organism in Eukaryota, Metazoa, Arthropoda, Insecta, Diptera, Culicidae. The record is from RefSeq and is a predicted model, not a curated record. The coding region runs from base 1 to 1731 and encodes 576 amino acids. The transcript has a single exon.
AUGGCUAGCAAGGCGGAGAAAAAGUUAGCAGCGGACCUUCUGACGAGACGACGAGCGUGUGCCGAACGAGAUGUGGUGGAGAAGUUUGUAACGGAUUUCACCUAUGAACGAGAUUGUUGCCAGGUUGCGGUACGUUUGGAGGCGCUCAACAAGUGCAACGAGUUGUUCCUGAACGUGCAGAACGAUAUCGAAAUGGGCGAUAGCGAAGAACGGUUUGAAACACACCUGGAAUUCCGUGCUGAUUUUGAGGAUCGAUUCUGCAGGGCGAAGGGUUUUUUGCUGUCUAAACUGGAGAGUAGGGAGCAUCCGUUGAGUUCGACGAUCAUCCACGCAUCGGCUUCUCAUAGCAUGUCUUCCAGCUUUCAUCAUCGGCUGCCGAAAAUCGAUCUUCCGAAGUUUAGUGGAGACGAAUCGCGCUGGAUCUCGUUCCGUGACAAUUUUCUCUCGAUGAUCCACUGCAACGAGGACAUACCGAUCGUCAGCAAGCUGCAGUAUCUGUUGCAGUCGCUGGAAGGAGAGGCAAGAAAACCAUUCGAGUCUGUGGAUAUUCAGGCCGAUAAUUAUUCGUCGACGUGGGACGCGCUUAAAAAGCGUUACGACAACAAGCGGUUCCUCAGAAAGGAACUUUUCCGUGGCCUAUACAACCUUCCACCGAUACAGCACGAGUCCGCACAAGACCUCAACACACUGGUUGAUGAUUUCCAGCGACACGUUAAGGCUCUGGGAAAACUAGGGGAACCGAUCGAGCAUUGGGACACUCCACUUAUCUUCAUCUUAACGAACAAGUUGGACUCAGCAACGAUUCGCGCAUGGGAGCAGGAUACUCGACAGAAAGAAGAAGUGAAGUACGACGAGCUCAUCGAGUUUCUCAUCCACCAGGUCCGGAUGUUGAAAUCCGUGGACAGCGAUCUCCAGCAUCGUUCCUCAGCGCCCACCGUUUCCAAGGUGGCCGGUCAAAUCCCGAAGAAACCAGUUCCCAUCCGAUCUGUCGUGAACACAGCUACGUCCGAAACUCAAUACUGUACUUCGCCAUGCCACUGUUGUUUGAGAACACAUCCGCUUCACCAAUGUCCAGCAUUUUCGAACCUGUCAAGCUCCCAACGGCGAGAGCUUGUGACACAGCACAGUCUUUGCUGGAAUUGCUUUCGCGCAAACCACCGGGCAACAUCCUGCAAAUCCAAGUUUCUGUGCAGGAUUUGUCAAGCAAAACACCACACCAUGUUGCACGACCACCACAUAUCACAUCUAGAGCAACUCUCUACUGAGAAACCACAUCCCGUACAAGCGAAUCCAGGCCCCAGUAAAUUGCUUAGCCCCCCAACAGUAAAUCUUUCCGUGCAUUCUGAUUCAACCGUUCUCUUGGAGACAGUCUCGCUAUUAGUAGUCGACCGAUACGGUCGAAAGAUUCCUGCUAGAGCUCUGCUAGAUUCUGCAGCGAUGUCCAACUUCAUAACCAGGAAGCUGGCGAACGAACUUGCCACCCGUCAAAGCCCCGUGGACAUCGCAGUUGCCGGAAUUGGAGAGUCAGUGAAGCGCAUCAAGCACAAGUUAGCUGCCAAGAUCGUAUCCAGGAACAGCGACUUCUCCACCACACUCGAUUUCCUCGUCAUGAAGAAGCCAACCUCCCAUCUUCCCACAUCCCCGAUCGAUACAACUGCCUGGAAAAUGCCAAAGGUUCCAUUGGCGGAUUCUCAGUUCAACGUUCCAGCUAUUGGAGGUUUAUGGCCAUAG